GGUGCUUUUGAGGGUGAGACAUCUCAGCACCGCCUAGACCUCCCAGAUCAGCCAUGAGAAAUCGCGGCACUUCCUUCCUUCUCCUUCUCCUUCUCCUUCUCCUCAAUCUAGCUUUUCAUGCCCAAUCCGAGGUUAUCUCGUUAACCGCCGACACAUUCUCUGAUAAGAUCAAGGAGCAACACACUGCGUGGUUUGUGAAAUUCUGCGUUCCCUGGUGCAAGCAUUGUAAGAAUCUGGGAUCAUUAUGGGAUGAUUUGGGCAAAGCGAUGGAAGGGGAAGAUGCAAUAGAGAUUGGAGAAGUAGAUUGUAGCAUCAACAAACCCGUAUGUGGCAAAGUUGAUAUUCACUCAUAUCCCACUUUUAAGCUCUUUUAUAAUGGAGAAGAAGUUGCUAGAUACCGCGGCCCAAGGGAUGUUGAAUCAUUAAAAACCUUUGUUUUGGAAGAAGCUGAGAAGGCUUCGGCAAAAGCACUUGACAUUGAUAAGGAAUUGUAACAAUUUUCCAUAACCCGGGAUGCUACUGCUCUCUAUUCUUCACCACAAGUGCUGCAGGUUUCACAUUACUGAUUAUCUCUGGGCUUGAGCUGAGAUUAGUGAAGAUACAGUUUGCUCUGCUCCAAACAUCAUUUGUUUAUUCUACCAAGUAGUAGUUAUUUUGAAGAUUAGUUUGUAUUCUACCCCGUCUAGUUUGACCCCCCGAGUUCAUAAAACUGAUAAACAUCCGAGUUUCAAUUUUGGAUAUAGAUGCUGGCAGGUUGAGAAUCUUGAAUCAUUCUUGCAGGGUUUUCCUUUUUUUCAUGUCCAUCUCUCGUUGACUGUUCGUGAUUUUUUACUGAGACCUGCGCGAUUAAUAUGUUAUCAAGUAAAUAAAUGCAUAAACGGCUAAAUAUUGAAAAAUA
Messenger RNA from Neltuma alba, 898 nucleotides. Its product is annotated as protein disulfide isomerase-like 5-1. The transcript is spliced from 5 exons. Gene Ontology annotation, biological process: protein folding. Bases 54 to 494 code for a protein of 146 amino acids. Gene Ontology annotation, molecular function: protein disulfide isomerase activity. The record is from RefSeq and is a predicted model, not a curated record. Gene Ontology annotation, cellular component: endoplasmic reticulum. Lineage: Eukaryota; Viridiplantae; Streptophyta; Magnoliopsida; Fabales; Fabaceae.